UCGUGAUUAUAAUCGAACAUUGUAGUUCUCUGCAGUCAGGUUUGUUGCUCGUCGUACGUGCUUCCCCAAAUUAACAUUAUCGCAACUGACAAUUGAGUCGUAAACUUAAUUAGAAAUUGAUGACGUUCAGUUAUUGGUUAUUCUCUUAAUAGUCCUGGAAACACAGCUGCUUGUAGAAACAGGUAAAAAUACAUUCAUGGCAAUGAAUAUUACCUGAUGAUCAUGAUGGGUCAAUUUGAAUUUAUAAGGAUUUCAAAGUUCCUUCCUUCAACGAAUUUCUGUGCAGCUCGCAUUUAUUAUAGAAAAGUUAACUCAGUAAAACAGAAAGAGAAAACAAUUUACAAUCGAAUAUUUAACAACAUUCAAGCGAUGAAAAGAUGAAACAGAGUUCGUGCAUUAAAGUUUGCUCAAAUGUUGUGUCAUCUAUGAUAUUAUAACCUGUCACAGGCUAUAUCUGAAGUUUCUCGCACGUACAUGGAAUAUUCUCAUGAAAUACUUGUGUCAUUUCUGCGUUAUCUGAAAACUUUUUGUUAACGUUUAGGCGUGUUAAUGGUCUAAUCUAUGAUCGUUGUCAGAUUUGCAUUGAACAGAUAAAGCAUCAAUUAGAAAUGAAGUGUCCAUAACUUACAGAGCUUCUGGCUUCCGAAGAGGUCUUAGAAGGAGUUGUUCAGAAAAGGAACCAUUCAUUUGACGAGUGCCGGUGCAAUUUAAUCUAAAUCUAAAGAUGAACUCAACACCGUCGGCAAAUGGAAGCGAAGCAGAGACCGCCUCUGGUAUUUUAGUCGUUGGUUUUAAUUUACUUAUCUUCGUGAUUCUCGAUUACAUUCUAGGUACAAUAAUCAUGGUCACAAAUGGCUUCCUGUUCUUCACAUUUUGUCGCGAUCCCUGUCGUUGUUUGCGGACCCCGUCUGUGUUCCUCAUCGCCAGUCUUUCAGUCGCGGAUUUUUUCGUCGGUCUUGUGAGCUUUCUGAGAGGUGCUGAGUUAACUUACUUCUACCGUGGUUUGGGAGACCUGCUCGUUCUAAAUCUAAUUGAGUAUUUUAUCGGAGCUGUUUCUAUUCUCGCAGCUGUUUGCACUCUUAUGGCGAUGUCGUAUGAACGUUAUGUAGCAGUGAUCAAACCUUUUCAAUAUCCACAGAAAAUAACCAACAAAAAGGCCAAGAUUGCUAUUGCAGUAACCUGGAUAAAUGGAUUAAUCAUGUCUGUCCUUCCCAUUGCUGAAGUCAAAAGAAAGAAUUUUCUGUUAGCUUAUGGCUACUCUCAUUUCGUAAUACCAUCGUUUAUUCUAACAGCAGUUUAUGUGAAAAUUUACCGAGCGAUCUUCCGUCAAAGCAAGGAACUUAGAAAUGUUCGCGCCAGUCUCACAGCGGCCAACAGAAGGCAGCAACUCGAGAGAGAGAACAGAAUGGUUAUAACUUUUGUGUUGAUCCUUUUCGUGUUUUUCCUUUCAUUUAUACCUUAUUUUAUCCAUGUGCAGAUUUUGUAUUUUUGUUCCUGUCGGAACACGUAUUCGUACAAAGUAUAUUACUUCGUUGCGAACGAAUUUCUCUCCGUAAGUUCCAUUAUCAAUCCUUUCAUGUAUGCUUGGAGACUUCCAAGGUUCGGCCAGUCGUUACGUUCAUGGUUUCGACACAGGCGACUAACGAGAAAUGUCGUGGUGGCGUGGGACGGAGCGAAAUGCAACUAAAACCCGAUGAUUGGCUGAUAAGGAAGGUUGACAUGGAACACGAAUACGUCAUUGCAUAAUGUUUAGGACACCGAUUGUGGGUGUCGAACGUCAAAACGAAGUACUCACAACAGCCAAUCAAAACACUGUUAAACAUUUCAAAGAGCAAUAAAAACACUGUUUAACAUUACAGAGAGCCGAUUAGAACUCAAAGUAAAAACGAGCAAACAGCUUAAGCUGUAGCAGUGCAGUGGCAUUUUUUUUGUUCUGUUGAUUACUUGCAGUCUUUUCAUUAUGCUGGAUCGGAGUUCAUCCUUG
Molecule: messenger RNA, 1984 nt
Organism: Stylophora pistillata
Lineage: Eukaryota; Metazoa; Cnidaria; Anthozoa; Scleractinia; Pocilloporidae
Product: adenosine receptor A2a-like
Source: RefSeq, a predicted model, not a curated record